This is a messenger RNA of Phlebotomus papatasi, 4488 nucleotides long. RefSeq names its product potassium voltage-gated channel protein Shaw-like. NCBI's taxonomy places the organism in Eukaryota, Metazoa, Arthropoda, Insecta, Diptera, Psychodidae. Gene Ontology annotation, molecular function: delayed rectifier potassium channel activity; protein binding. The transcript is spliced from 12 exons. Gene Ontology annotation, biological process: protein homooligomerization; potassium ion transmembrane transport. The record is from RefSeq and is a predicted model, not a curated record. Gene Ontology annotation, cellular component: neuronal cell body membrane; dendrite membrane; voltage-gated potassium channel complex. Bases 688 to 2547 code for a protein of 619 amino acids.
CGCUCGCUGUACUGCUAAAUCAUUUAGUAGAGUUCUGUGCAGAAUGAGGCGGCUACUUUCUUUGCCUUCCACCGACAACAUCAUACAGCAGCAUCUUUAGACUGUCGUCGGAUGCUGAAGCGGUAGGAUCUCGUGUGUCUUUCCGAUUCUUCUUCAAAGUCGACAAGUACUUUUUGGAGAAAAAAAAACUUUUUAAAUUUACACCACAAGCUCUGAAUUUCCGUUACAACAUUCACCAAGCAUCCGGAAGUCUCGUAGCUCCUUAACGUUUAUUCUCUUGAGUUGGGUUCUUGUUGUACUAGCACACUUCUAUUUGAAACAUGAUCUAACAACGUGGGUGAUUCUUCGUUUGUGAGUGGAAAAACUUUUGCAAUUUAUGCUUGUUAAAAUACAUACAUUCCAACCACGUUUGGCUGCAACUAAACGUGGUGAUUUCCUCCUUCACUCAGUCAAAGAGUGAUUCUUGUGAUUUGUGUCGAAUGAAAAGAGAAUAAAUUACUCACAAUUUGUGCUAAAGAGUGUCCAGGUGGAAAAGUGAUUAAGCCAAGGAAGAGCAUUAAUGUACCACAGAGAAAUGGUGUUAGUUUAAUCAAUUUGCAAAAGGAGCAGCAUUUCCACCUGCUUGUGCUGCAAGGGAGAUACCAUCCAGAAGUGAUGGGCUGACACUUUAACCCCCAAUCAGAAGCCAUGGAUGGUGAAAAUCGGAUCAUCUUGAAUGUGGGUGGAAUUCGGUAUGAGACAUAUAAAGCCACCCUGAAAAAGAUACCAGCAACACGAUUGUCUCGCCUCACAGAAGCUCUGGCAAAUUACGAUCCUGUCCUGAAUGAGUACUUUUUCGACAGACAUCCGGGAGUUUUUGCACAGAUUCUCAAUUACUACAGAACGGGGAAGCUGCAUUACCCAACUGAUGUGUGUGGACCACUUUUUGAGGAGGAGCUGGAGUUCUGGGGUCUUGACUCAAAUCAGGUGGAACCGUGCUGUUGGUCGACGUACAGCAUCCAUCGAGACACACAGACAACACUGGCCAUUUUGGACAAGCUGGACCUGGAUAAUGAGCAACCAUCAGAAGAUGCCAUCUCUCGUUUAUUUGGUUUCGAGGAAAGCGCGGAGUUGAAUUGCUGGCAGCGGAUCAAGCCCAAAGUAUGGGCCAUGUUUGAUGAACCAUCCAGCUCAACAGGUGCCAAGAUAAUUGCUUGCAUUUCUGUGUUCUUCAUAUGCACGUCUGUGAUAUCGUUCUGCCUGAAAACCCAUCCGGGAUUUCGUGUAGAAAUUCCAACACCCAACCCCUAUACGAAUAUGACCCCCACACCCAUAGUCAACUUAGAGGAGAAUGCUAUGGCAUCUCUGGGGCCAGGCAAUCGGAGUCGUUUCUUUGCCAAUAAAACCACAAUGUCUGAGGCGAGAUACCCACCAACAUUCUUUCACUGGAGACGCCUCAGCAAGGACGGCUGGCAGGAUGGUCAGCCUCACUUAGCAUUCUUCUACGUAGAGCUCGUGUGCAACGUGUGGUUUAUUAUUGAAUUGGCCAUACGUUUUGUGGUGGCUCCCAAUAUCCUUCAAUUCAUCAGAUCCCCUGUGAAUAUUAUCGAUCUGGCUGCCACACUCAGCUUCUACACGGAUGUCGUUCAGCAGAUGGGUGAACAAACUGGGCUUUUGGAGGCCUUUUCAAUAAUUCGAAUUCUUCGGCUCUUUAAACUCACCCGCCAUUCACCUGGCCUGCGAAUCCUUAUUCACACUUUUAAAGCCUCUGCCAAGGAGCUUACACUCCUCGUCUUCUUCCUAGUUCUCGGAAUUGUGGUGUUUGCUAGUCUUGUCUACUACGCUGAGAAAUUGCAGGAUAAUCCUGACAAUCAAUUCAAGAGCAUCCCGCUUGGCCUUUGGUGGGCUAUUGUGACCAUGACAACAGUUGGUUAUGGUGAUAUGGCACCCAAGACAUAUGUUGGAAUGUUUGUGGGUGCUCUUUGUGCUCUGGCCGGUGUCUUGACCAUUGCUCUUCCCGUUCCUGUUAUCGUCAGCAAUUUCUCGAUGUUUUAUUCUCACACACAGGCCAGAUCAAAACUUCCCAAGAGACGUCGGCGAGUGCUUCCGGUUGAACAACCAAGACGCAAACGUGAUAUUGCUCCUGCCACAAAUCGCCGCAUGAAUGCCAUGAAGCACCAACACGCAUCACAUACACAUCCCGCCAUCUUCAAGGAUGCCUUUGGAGGAGCAAAAAUCGGACAUGUGGACACCGUGAAUAUAAUCGGACUAAGCUUACAAAGCCCAUCAGUGCCAGGGCUUGCGGUCAUGCGUCCACUAUUAUUGCCUAAUCGCCAAGGUGAUUUCCUCACUGUACCCACCCUGCAAACCUUGCAGCCCCGGGCAGCCACCACCGGCAAUGUGGACCUCCUAUUGCCAUUACAACCAAAGCUUCUAGCCAAUUUAGAACGCAGAGAAAUGCCAACAUCGAGGGAGGAAAUUCAAUUAAGAGAACAGCCAAAAGUUAUUCUGCAUCGCGACGAUAUACCCUAUGUGGAUGUUGGCAACGAAAAUCCAACUUGCGAUUGAAAUUAUGUAAAUGGAAAAUGUGUAUGUCAGUGUUUCAUGAUUAUGUUUGAGAAUGAGAAUGAAAUGGGAUAAGUGGAGCAAAAUAAGAGAGAGAGAGUGGGAGAGAAUAUAGAAUACAAAAUUGAAUUUUACUGUAAAGUAUUUUAAGUAAAAUUAAACUCACAUUUGUGAAAAUUUCUAUCUCAAAACUUUUACCAUCAUGGAAAACUUGUAUUCUAAGUUCUUUCUUUUUACCUUUAUAAAAUUUUAUGGAAAUUCUGUCGUUAUCGAUAUAACCGAAAGUGAAAUAUAGAUACAUUUAGUGUAAAUGGCGCCAUGAGAUUUCUUUUUUUAUUAAACAUACAGGGUGGAGGCAUAACUUGUGACCAAAUUAAGCACACAUUUGCUCAAAUAAAAUAAAAUUUUGGCUGUUUCGAUUUAUCCAGUAGGGGAAUUCCGUAUUUCGACUCUUUACCCCCUAUGGGGUCAUAUUUUGAUACAAUUUUGAAAAUUUGAAUCUUAGAAUUUUUGACGUCAACCUGUUUGUUCAUUUGAUCCGUCUUUCUGUUCACCUGUCGCCAGUUCAAAAGUGUAACUGGUUAAAGAUAGAAAUUUGGGACAUUCUGAUGGUGCUUCAUAAGUCAAUAGACCGUUUUGGAUACUCAUUUCUCCCCAUUUCUACCUUCUACCUCUAAAACCAUGUUUUUUGGGGUUGCAUGAAAACGCGUCGUACGAUUUUUCUGAUUAAUAUUUGGAAAUGUUUUAGAAAUUGCUAAGAAAUAUUAAUUAUUGAUUCCUAAUAACAGUUCUUCAAGGUCAAAUGUUGAAAGCUUAUAAAGAUUUCAUUUAUCAACCUAAUAGUGCCAUAUUUGAACUCGUUAUAAAGGUCUUGGAAUUUCUGACGAGUUUGCACCGAUUCCGAUAAAAUAAAGGAUCGAUAAUUAAUUUUUAUUCGAAAUUCAGAUGUGUUACUCUUAACCCUUUAAGGACGAUUGGAACACCGGUGUCCCAUAAAGAAAAUAAUUUUUCCUGACAACGUAAAAUUAUUUUUUUCUUAUGUCUGCACAUAAUUGUAAAGCAGAAGGUUGAAGGAAUCUAAGAUAUUUUUUGCAAGUCUCUAGCUAUUUGCUACGUAGUAAAUAUUUAAGCUCAAAAAUGGUAAAUUUUUAAAUUCUCAAAUUCAUAAGUGAUUUUAUUUAUUUUUUAUACUUCCAAUUUUUUUAAGCUAAAUCCUUUUGGCAAUAAAAACUUCAAUACCCAUAUGUAAUAUUUUUCAUUAAAGCGAAAAUUAUUAUUCAUUGGUAUUGUCAGAAAAAUUACUUAAAUUUUUGGGCUAUUUUUGUCCCUAUCGUUCAUAGAAGCACAAAAUACACCGAAUCAGAUUCUAUUGGACUUUCCAAGGUUAGAUGUAAGACUUAUCAUUGAUUAUGUUUCUCAGUUUAAUUUUUAUUGUUGAUUUUCAGUCCGUAAAAAGUGUCUCGUCGUUAAAGGGUUAAGGUAUUAUGGUCGACAUCUUGAGUUAUUAAACCUGCACAGUAAAUCGUUUCGAAUCGGUUGUCCACCGGUAAACUGUAAAUAAUGCGAAAACACUUUUUAGGUGUAGGGAAGGAAAAGUAAACGACAAUGUUUUAUAAAUUUGUUAUGGUUUGAACUAUCACAAAUUUAAAAUACGUUACUUAUAAUUUUGUCGCAUAAGCUUAAAUGACAAUGUAGAAUCACAUUUUGCAAAAACCUCUCCUGAAAUUAGAACGAAAUUUGUCAUAAUGAUUUGCCAGACUGAUACAGAAAUCCCCUAGAGGUUAAAUUUUAAAAUAUUUGCUUAAGCCUCUAAAAGAGUCAUUUUUUUUGAUAAUGUCAAAUUCACCACUUGUGGCCACUUUUGGCUAGUAUCAUUUAUAGACAACAUUCAGAUUUAUUUCAUCAAUAACGAUUGCUCGUAACCAUGUUUUAAGGAGGGAAAUC